AUGAAUGUCUCACUGACGAUUGAUGUCUCACUGACGAUUGAUGUCCCACUGACGAUUAAUGUCUAUCUGACGAUUGAUGUCUCACUGACGACUGAUGUCUCACUGACGAUAGAUGUCCCACUUACAAUUGAUGUCUCACUGGUGAUUGAUGUCUCAUUGUCGAUUGAUGUCUCACUGACGAUUGAUGUCCCAUUGACGAUAUAUGUCCCACUGACUAUUGAUGUCUCACUGACGAUUGAUGUCCCACUGACGACUGAUGUCUCACUGACGAUUGAUGUCUAUCUGACGAUUGAUGUAUCACAGACCAUUGAUGUCUUACUGACGAUUGAUGUCUCACUGUCGAUUGAUGACCCACUGACAAAUGAUGUCUUACCGACGAUUGAUGCCAUACUGACGACUUAUGUCCUACUGCCGAUUGAUGUCUCACUGAUGAUUGAUGUCCCACUGACGAUUGAUGUCCCACUGACGAUUGAUGUCCCACUGACGAUUGAUGUCUCACUGACGAUUGAUGUCUCACUGACGAUUGAUGUCUCACUGACGAUUGAUGUCUAUCUGACGAUUGAUGUCUCACUGACGAUAGAUGUCCCACUUACAAUUGAUGUAUCACUGGUGAUUGAUGUCUCACUGUCGAUUGAUGUCUCACUGACGAUUGAUGUCCCAUUGACGAUAUAUGUCCCACUGACUAUUGAUGUCUCACUGACGAUUGAUGUCCCACUGACUACUGAUGUCUCACUGACGAUUGAUGUCUCACUGAAGAUUGAUGUCUAUCUGACGAUUGAUGUCCCACUGACGAUUGAUGUCUCACUGACGAUUGAUGUCCCACUGACGAUUGAUGUCUCACUGACGAUUGAUGUCCCACUGACGACUGAUGUCCCACUGACUAUUGAUGUCUCACUGACGAUUGAUGUCCCACUGACGACUGAUGUCUCACUGACGAUUGAUGUCUAUCUGACGAUUGAUGUCCACCUGACGAUUGAUGUCUCACUGACUACUGAUAUCUCACUGACGAUUGAUGUCCCACUGAAGACUGAUAUCUCACUGACGAUUGAUGUCCCAUUGACAACUGAUAUCUCACUGACGAUUGAUGUCCCACUGAAGACUGAUAUCUCACUGACGAUUGAUGUCCCAUUAACAACUGAUAUCUCAUUGACGAUAGAUGUCCCACUGACGACUGAUAUCUCACUGACGAUUGAUGUCCCACUGACGACUGAUAACUCAUUGACGAUAGAUGUCCCACUGAAGACUGAUAUCUCACUGACGAUUGAUGUCCCACUGACGACUGAUGUCUCAUUGUUGAUUGAUGUCCCAUUGAUGAUUGAUGUCUCAAUGUUGAUUGAUGUCCAACUGACGAUUGAUGUCUUACUGACGACUGAUGUCCCACUGAUGACUAAUGUCAAAUGGCGACUGAUAUCUCACUGA
Mya arenaria is the source of this 1419-nucleotide messenger RNA. RefSeq lists its product as uncharacterized. Lineage: Eukaryota; Metazoa; Mollusca; Bivalvia; Myida; Myidae. Bases 1 to 1419 code for a protein of 472 amino acids. The record is from RefSeq and is a predicted model, not a curated record. The transcript has a single exon.